GAUACCACUGCAUGAUCUGCCUCACGAGUAUAAGCUCUACCCGGUCUAUUUUGCCUUAGCAGCAAUGGCUUCUGUGGAAGGAGACCAGAGGCCGAAGCCCAGUAGCCUGCGGUCCAUUAUAGCCGGCUCUACCGCCGGUGCAGUUGAAAUUGCAAUCACCUAUCCAGCUGAAUUCGCCAAGACACGUACGCAGCUCAAUCGCAGGUUACCGGAUUCGAAAAAACUCCCAUGGCCGCCAUUCGGAAAACAAUGGUAUGCCGGAUGCACUACGUUGAUCAUUGGAAAUUCUGCUAAGGCGGGGAUCCGGUUUGUUGCCUUUGACACAUUCAAGGCUCUUCUCCAAGAUCAAAGUGGGAAAAUAUCAGGACCGCGAACAGUGAUUGCUGGUUUUGGUGCUGGCUUCACUGAGUCGCUUCUGGCUGUCACUCCCUUUGAAAGCAUAAAAACACAACUGAUCGAUGAUCGAAAAUCUGCUAAGCCCCGUAUGCGUGGCUUUCUUCACGGCAGCAAAGUUAUCUUCCAGGAAAGAGGCAUUCGAGGGUUUUUCCAGGGCUUCGUGCCGACAACAGCUAGGCAAGCUGCUAACUCGGCCACGAGGUUCUCAAGUUACACCACCAUAAAGCAACUGGCUCAGGGCUACGUUGCCCCUGGAGAGAAACUGGGCGCUGUAAGCACAUUUGCUAUCGGUGGUCUAGCUGGCCUCAUCACAGUUUAUGUUACUCAACCACUCGAUACCGUUAAAACUAGGAUGCAAUCUUUGGAGGCUAGUAAGAACUAUAAGAACAGUCUUGUCUGCGCUGUAAGGAUCUUCAGGGAUGAAGGGGUAUUCACCUUCUGGUCCGGCGCUGUUCCGCGGCUAGUCAGGCUAAUCUUAAGCGGUGGCAUCGUUUUCACUAUGUACGAGAAGAUGAUGGAGGGACUGGAUACUAUUGACCCCCAGAGGAAAUACAUAUGAUAUCUGGCUAAUGUCUAUGAGCCAUUUUCAGUACUUGGAAUAUCUCCACUCCAGAUCAUGGGAGCUAUUACAUGUGAGAACACCAUAAUAAUGGGGAGCCACCAUCAAAGACUGCGCGUUGGUCAAAAUAUUUGUAUUUCCGGUUAUAUAUGUAUCAUA
This is a messenger RNA of Monascus purpureus, 1114 nucleotides long. The record is from the annotation of a GenBank genome assembly. Lineage: Eukaryota; Fungi; Ascomycota; Eurotiomycetes; Eurotiales; Aspergillaceae.